Molecule: messenger RNA, 498 nt
Organism: Trametes versicolor FP-101664 SS1
Lineage: Eukaryota; Fungi; Basidiomycota; Agaricomycetes; Polyporales; Polyporaceae
Exons: 2
Coding region: 1-498 (165 amino acids)
Source: RefSeq, a predicted model, not a curated record
AUGACGAACCCGUCCCCCGCCGAUCCCCCUGCCGCUACCCCUACCGAUCCUGUCCCCGCCAUGCCAGCCUCCGACGCAGGAGGCCCUAGCCCCGAUCACACUCAGACAGACGGAGAAGCUGCCCCGCCGCCGCCGAUGACGCGUCCGAGCCGGGUGCGGGCGGUGUCCCCGCGCGCGCUGAGCGAGAUGAAGAACGGCCGCGAGCUCGUCUGGGCCGUCCUCUGCGCCCUCAUCGGUCACAAGGAGAUAUACGAGCAGGCCGACGGCGAGCUGCACGGGGACAUCAACCCGAACUCGAUCGUCCUCCUCGACCACCCGGGCGACGCGCGGCCGUGGGACCAGCCGGGGCGUACGGCGGGCGCGAUGAUUUAUUGGGAGGCCCCGAUUUCGAUUCAGACGGCGAGGAAGGUGGGGGAGGUGAGGGAUAGGCCGGUACCGCCCCCGCAGCAGAGGAGGGCGAUGCCGCCGUGGGCGUGCGGGUAUCGUUGGGAGCAUUGA